GUGCACAACAAACCCCGUUAUAUGCAUUAACCUUACCAAUUGCCAUACUGUGGACAGAAAAAUAUAUCAGGAAAACUACCGAAAAAAAUCGCCAGAAAGUUAUGGAAUUUGCAGGCCCAGAAGCAGCUAACCAUUACUUUACAAUUUUCGAAACACCUGCAGAAAAGAACGCUUGA
Loa loa (African eye worm) is the source of this 176-nucleotide messenger RNA. RefSeq lists its product as hypothetical. The annotation marks the transcript as partial. The transcript is spliced from 2 exons. The record is from RefSeq and is a predicted model, not a curated record. Lineage: Eukaryota; Metazoa; Nematoda; Chromadorea; Rhabditida; Onchocercidae.